UGAACCUCGCGCGACCCCUCCGCGAGGCUGCCGGAAGUUGCGCUGCGCCCAGUGUCUGAGCGCCGGGGGAGAGCGCAGCGGAGCGGGCCCCGCGGAGCCACACGGAGGUGCCCGCCGUCGGAGUCCCUUCCAGUGUAUGUGUGGUAACAACAUGUCUGUCCCCCUCCUGGCUGAUGCAGUGACUGUCUCGGGGGCAGAGCGGGAGACUGCAGCGGUCAUCUUUUUACAUGGGCUGGGAGACACAGGGCACAGCUGGGCUGACGCGCUGUCCUCCAUCCGACUCCCCUACGUGAAAUACAUCUGCCCUCAUGCGCCCCGGAUCCCUGUCACCCUCAAUAUGAAGAUGGUCAUGCCCUCCUGGUUUGACUUGAUGGGACUGAGCCCAGAUGCGCCAGAGGAUGAAGCUGGAAUCAAGAAAGCUGCUGAGAACAUCAAAGCCAUCAUUGAGCAUGAGGUGAAGAAUGGGAUCCCACCCAACCGCAUCAUCCUGGGGGGCUUCUCGCAGGGCGGUGCGUUGUCGCUGUACACGGCGCUUACCUGCCAGCACCAGCUUGCCGGCAUCGUGGCACUCAGCUGCUGGCUUCCGCUGCACAAGACUUUCCCUCAGGCAGCAAGUAACAGCGUGAACAAGGACAUCGCCAUCCUGCAGUGCCAUGGGGAGAUGGACCCCAUGAUCCCUGUCCGCUUUGGGGCCCUCACUGCCGAGAAGCUCAAGUCAGUUGUCACCCCCACCAAGGUGCAGUUCAGAACCUACCCCGGCGUCAUGCACAGCUCCUGCCCGCAGGAAAUGCUGGCCGUGAAGGAGUUCAUUGAGAAACUGCUGCCCCGGAUCUGAGCACAGCCACUCAAGACUGUCGCGGGGAAGGACGCGGAGGUCACGGCCGCCGACCUCGCGCCCCAGACCCGGCCGCUGCAACCGGAAGCCAUGGCAACCAACCUCGCCUCCACUCGCGCCCUUCCUCCUCCUGCCUCUGCCCGGGGCAUGGGGCUGUCGCCCUGGUGCCCAGAGCCGAGCGGAGCUUUCCCUAGGGCUCCUGCCUCGGACCGUGCACCGUGCGUUCCCCUCCCUGCCCUCAUGCUCAUUGCCCCUGGCGGGUCUCCCUCCCUUGGUUCUCCCUGGCUCCAGCCCUGGGCGCAGUGUGCACAGGCUGGGGCCCUCUGGGUUUUCUCUGCUGUUACAGUGUUAUGGGGGUGUCUGCGGAAGCCGGGGGGGUGCUGGCCCCCGCUGCCCCAGGCACAGCCCCACACCAGCCUCAUACAGAUAAUCGCCCCUUCCCACCACUCGCAAUCUGCGCCUGCUGGGUACUGGCCCUGCAGGCAAAGACAAAUCCCUGCCGUUUACAGCCAGCUCCCUGGCACGGGGGCUGCCCAGGUGCUGGCCUGAUCCUCUAUAUCUCUCGCUGCUACUCCUUCCCUCAUUGCAAGGCCAAGGCAGGGAGUGGGGAAGUCUCAAGCUGCCAGGACCUGCUGCAGGCUGGGAUUGCCGCCAGCUGGGCUCACUCCCACCCUCACCUCACCAGCAUCUGCCCCAGGACAACCGUGGCCUGGGCUAGCGCAGCCCCUGCUCAGCCCUCUCCUGGGUAAGGGCCCUGCCCUCUUUACUUUAAGCAGUAGAUGGUCUCACAGCCUCCUGCUGGGCCAAGGCAGGGCCUGGGGUGAAAGCCACCCUACUUAAGGGCCUGCUUCUCUCUGGGAAAGCAGUCCCUGGAGCUGGCAGGAGUGGCCUGCAGGUGCAGGUUCCAAGGCCCCCCACACUCCCAAGCUGUGCCAGCCUCUCUGAGCCCUCCCCCUAGCCAGGCCCUUCCAGCUGAGGGCUGGACUCUCAACACCUCUCCCCUCCCGUCUGCUGAGGUGGCCUGAGGGGCUUGCUGUUGAGCAGCACCAGCCCCGUCCCCCAUGGGCUGAGCCUGCAGUGGUCUUGGCCCUGACCCCAGCCGGGUGCUGGAGCUGAGCGGCACGUGUCUUUUACACAAACGUCCGAGGCUAAGGGCUGAAGUCUUACUCCCACUGCCUACACUCCAGACCCAGCAGCCUCCUGCUGCAUGUACCGUGCAUGACCCCUCCCCUGCCUGGGGGCACCAAGCUGGCAGCACCAGCGGAGCAAGGGGAUACUUGCCCCCAUUGCAUGCUGGAGCCUGCCCUGUACAAGUGUGGGGCAGAGCAUGGCUGGGGUCUGCAGGAUUGCAAGAGGGACUGCUGGGUCCUGGCAGGGGAGAAGAGGAGUAGCUGGGCCCUAAAUUAGGUCAGGCUCCCCCAGGCCAGGCUGCGGGGAGCAUAAGACUGGUGCACAGUGGCAGCUGCCACCUCACUCCCCAGCCAAGCCCCCGCUGCGCACAGCAAUAACCCUUCUAGAGCCUCAGCUGGGGCAGGCCCAGUGGGGACCUCAUGGCCACAGCCCCCCUCCUUGCUUUGGGCUCCAUCCUGCUGGUCACAGCUGCCCCCUGCUCGCCAACCCGGUCAGAGGCACAAGGGUGGGGUGGACAGAGGGAGCAGCAGCCCCCCUGGAGGCUGGGACGGUCCUCACCCACUACCUGUGCAGCAGGGAUCAGUGGGUCUGGCCCUGGCGCCCCCUCGCUCUUGGCCUGGCCCUGUCCAAGGCAUUCCACGCAGCUGCUCGGUGCCUGGGGGGGCACCGCCCAGAGCCCCCAGGAGCUGGGCAGAGGCGCUGUCCAUUCCACACACGGUUUUUAUUUUCUCUCGUCUUCCUUGUAUGUGUUUUAGGUUAUUUUUUGGGUGGUUAUUUUCCCCCUCCUGUUCCAGAGAUUAAAUAAACCAUGGACCUCUC
Molecule: messenger RNA, 2785 nt
Organism: Alligator mississippiensis (American alligator)
Lineage: Eukaryota; Metazoa; Chordata; Crocodylia; Alligatoridae
Gene: LYPLA2
Product: lysophospholipase 2
Exons: 10
Coding region: 137-835 (232 amino acids)
Biological process (GO): protein depalmitoylation
Cellular component (GO): cytoplasm
Molecular function (GO): palmitoyl-(protein) hydrolase activity; carboxylic ester hydrolase activity
Source: RefSeq, a predicted model, not a curated record